AUGAACUCCGCUAGUACCGCACAACGGUUGAAGCUACUACAAGACCUCCCUUUGGAUGUCCUCUUGGAAUUGAUUUCAUUCUUGCCUGUACCGGAUGCCCUUUCAUUGGUCUCUACAUCGCAGAGGCUACAUAUUCUCCGAUCCAAUCACAGUUUCUGGCAUAUACUUGUCCAAACUCUCCGCCAUUCUUCUAUUCCCCUUGCUUGCCCUUCAUUCGUAGAUUGGACUCAGAAUUUGAAGACUUUGGCAUUGCGCACUCUGCAACGUCAACAAAUCCUUUCAUCUCCAAGCCCACAUCCUGUUCGAGUCUCGAAGUACUUGGGAUACACUCGCGACAUCGAGUCGAUAUCUCCUAUCAGCGGUACCAACCUGUACUUGACUUGUGACUCCACAGAUGGCAGGGCUAAAUGCUGGGAUUUGACCAAGGGGACAGUGCUGUCCGAAAUUUUCAUUGGCAGGAACAUCCUGGCAAAGAGCACUCUAUCGGCUGAAAAAGGGAGAUUCUUGGUCUGUUUGCUCGUCGCAGAGACGACACAUGAAUUUGUUGCGACAUCUGUGGUUGUGCUUCGCUUGGACUACGACGUCCUUAUCAACAACUCUCCUUCCCUUUCCUAUUCCUACUCGAAUGUCCAGUUGUCUGUCCUUCAUCGUUCAUCCCUCGAUGCUACCUUUCCAGCAAUGUAUCCCUCCUGCGCCAUCAACGAUCAGGGUCUUAUAGUGAUCACCAAAAUGGCGACAUCCAUUCAUCUCAUUGCAAUUAAUGUGAAUACUGAUGUGAAGUAUGUUAUUGAGACGGAUCUGACGGAAUUAGAGUUGGACUCUGUCGACCUUUCAUUCAGCGAGAAAGACCUUAUCAUCACUGCCAGUAAUUCUAGGUCUUCGUGGAUGUAUAGAUGUUCAAAGGACAACCUCCCUUAUUCUGAUUCCGAUGUCACAGGGUCACGACAAGAGCUCAAACUCCUUUCAUCCAGCACAGACAUGCCUUCUCCUACAACCACUCUUUCCUACGAACGGUGUGGUUUCUACGCGAGUGGAAUCCAAACGACAAAUCACAGCACCACAUCGCCCAAAAACCGAUUGGCAACAACGGCAUACUAUGUCACUCAAUGCGGAAGAGAGCGAUACACUGAAUGUUGUUUCUGGGAUUUCGACCUGGCGCAAAUCGAUGGUGUAAUUCAUACCCAAGCAGCACACCAGUGUCGGCUUCCAGGCCUGCAAUUUUUCGAGGUCCCGUGCUCAGGCUCCGAGUCUGGUGCAUGGGGAGUCUUUAUAUGCGAUGUGGACUUGGAUAUGGACGGGGUUUUUGCAGAUCAUGAUUUCGAGGUGGACGUUGGAGUAAACCUCACUGCUGCCAAUGUAGCGCGUAACACAGAGUUUGCGCGCACCGCUCACUUGCCGAUUGAUUCAGAAAACUCGAAGCCUGAAAUAUUCUUGGUGCACUAUGAUGCAUUUACGCGGACAUCAAGUGUACAUCGACCAGUACUUCCCAAGUCGCUCCCUGAUUUCUGCGAAUCGCGUCUGGUACCUCCGCCCUAUUCAUGGGUUAACGAUAUAAAGAGUAUCGAGUUUGAUGAGCGGCUGGGGAUUUUAUAUAUCAUGAUGGAGGGGUUAGAAGGGGGUGUGCUUUGUGGAAUUGAAUUUCUUUGA
This is a messenger RNA of Lentinula edodes (shiitake mushroom), 1647 nucleotides long. RefSeq lists its product as uncharacterized. Gene Ontology annotation, molecular function: protein binding. The transcript has 2 exons. The coding region runs from base 1 to 1647 and encodes 548 amino acids. NCBI's taxonomy places the organism in Eukaryota, Fungi, Basidiomycota, Agaricomycetes, Agaricales, Omphalotaceae. The record is from RefSeq and is a predicted model, not a curated record.